CUCUGACAUAUUGUUAACUCUGAGGUCCUUAGUGGGUGCCAGAACCAUGCUGAGCUCUUUUUGGAUCUGCUAGCGUGAUUUGGGGAUGGGUCUGUGUUCGGAGCCCUGCCAUUGGUACAGAACCAAGCAUGUCUCUUUAUAGUCAUCUCUUUUGUAUUCUAGCAUCUCUUUUCUUCCUAGUAUUUGGAAUAUCUGAUGCACAAAAGGAUGUACUCUGGCUAGCUUCAGCUUCUGCUAGUUAAGUUCCGGGUUAGAGAGGGAGAGAAAAAGGAAAAAAAAUGGGAUCUGGCAAUGGAAUAGUUCAGUUUGGAUGCAAAGUGGCUGGUCGAUCCUAAGCAACUUCUUUUAGGGCCUAAGAUUGGAGAGGGUGCGCGUGCCAAAGUGUACAAAGGACAAUAGAAAAAUCAGACUGUGGCUAUUAAAGUUGUACAUAGAGGGAACACCCCAGAAAAGAUUGCCAAGAGAGAAGCACGGUUUGCUAGAGAGGUUGCAAUGUUAUCCAGAGUUCAACACAAGAAUCUAGUGAAGUUUAUUGGGGCUUGCAUGGAUCCUGUCAUGGUGAUAGUGACCGAGCUUCUAUUGGGUGGGACAUUGCGCAAGUACUUGCUGAGCCUGAAUAUGCGGCCAAGGUGCUUGGAUAUGCAUGUGGUGGUUGGGUUUGCACUUGAUAUUGUUCGUGCAAUGGAAUGCUUACACUCCCAUCGGAUCAUUCACCGAGAUCUGAAACCUGGAUGGUUGUUAAAGAGGAACAAGAAGGAGAAAUUAGAACAAGAGAAUUAAGAUAGUAUAUUGGCAGUAUUCAACAUGGAGUCCAACUUUCAAAUCAAUUACAGAGAUAUGCUUGAAGAUCUCAAAAUUUCAUAUGUUUGCACUAAAAAGGAACAAAUUGAGGCCAAUGUAAUUCGAGGAACUCUUUUUCUCGUAUUAGCUACUCUAUGAUAGACAUUGGUGUACAUGAAGAAACUGGUUGACUCUUAUCUGUGUGAUGUCUAAAGGCAUGAAAAUGUAUAUUUUCAAUUAGCGUUAAAAGUAGACUCAAAGUUUGGUUUGGAUAUUGGGAUCUAGUGGGAGUCUUCUCGUUGUGUGGUAGAAUAAGACUAGGAUCAUUGAAGGCAUAGCUUGGUGUUUGUCCUAGUUCAUAUUUCCUUCCUUGUUGCUGGAUCUCACAUCUUAUCUUCUUUGGUGGGCUGUUUCUUAAAAGAAAGUCUCAUGUCUCCCAGUUGGUUUAGGAUAACAUUGCAUCUGUCAAAUUCAGUUCCUUGUCUCAUUAUUUAGU
Messenger RNA from Juglans regia (Persian walnut), 1276 nucleotides. RefSeq names its product serine/threonine/tyrosine-protein kinase HT1-like. The record is from RefSeq and is a predicted model, not a curated record. Bases 493 to 780 code for a protein of 95 amino acids. The transcript is spliced from 4 exons. Gene Ontology annotation, molecular function: ATP binding; protein kinase activity. Gene Ontology annotation, biological process: protein phosphorylation. Lineage: Eukaryota; Viridiplantae; Streptophyta; Magnoliopsida; Fagales; Juglandaceae.